GUGAGAGAGAGAGAGAGAUAGGGUAAGAGAGAAAGAGAAGUUCAGUCCUGAUCAUUGGGACCCUCAGGACCACACCAGUUUUUUUAAUCUGUCGUUCGCUUACUUAAAUUAGACUAUUUAGAGUUUUAAUAUGGAACAGUUAAUGUAAACACCAAUUUUUCUACAAGAAACGUUUUAAAAAGAAAUAGCAAUAGUUAACGUUAUCAUUUUAAACGAACACACUUCAGCUCUAAGGAUUUCAGUUGCACUGGAUGUUAUGGAUUUGCUAUUUCUGCACACUGGACAUUUAUUUUGUGUGGAAGCUACGUCGACGACAUAGUUGUGGGAUUUCCUUCAGACUGAAGGCGAUUAAUUUCGGAAGUUUUUUUUUUCGAUUCAAUGAGUCUUGGCGUCCAGCAGUGGACGAUGCUUCAAGUUCUCGGCGGAUUUCAGAUAAAGAGUGAAACUGACGGAUAGGCGUCUUGGUUUGAAGGAGUCAUUCCUCUCCUAAAAUACCCCUCAGGGAUUCUCGCCUCUUCCUCCGAAGACCUGUUUCCCAUCCAUCAGCGAACACACAAAGACUGGAACUGAAAAUAGCCUCCUGUAGUUUUCUAUAUCACACUCAGGAUGCAAACCGUUUCAACGGUCACCGGUCUCAGUUUCUAAUCGCAAACCAACUUAACGUUUCACGAGCCUGAGAGACGUGGAAGCACAACAAAUUAAGAUUCUUGAGAAAGACAGAGGUGGAUUACAGCAGCCAUGGCGGCCAUAGCAACAGUGCCCAACUACACUCCAUCUGUAUGGGUACGGUUAUGCCAUGCCAUUCCUCGCCUGAGCUUGACCAUGCAGAUGCGAGACAGUGUGUUCACUCCAGACAGCUGGGAGUACCAGCAGACUCUGCUAGUGUUGUCCAGCUUCUCUGCCAUCGCUCUUGUACUCUCGCUGCUGGUGAUUCUGUGUUUCCUCAUCCACUACUGCUGCUGCCAUCGGGGCGAAUCAGGCAGAGAUGCAGAGGAGGAAGAGGAAGAUGAUGAUGCCAGCGGUGGCCAUGGUUACAGCGGCAAAAAGGGGCGGGGCAUCUGCUGUGUCACAUGGGUGUCGGUUGCAGCCGUCACAUUGUGUUGUGUUGCCAUAGGGGUUGGUUUCUACGGCAACAGUGAGGCGAACGAUGGGAUGUAUCAGUUGACCUCAUCCUUGCUCACUGCCAAUUACACACUGGCUUCCAUCGAUCUUCUGGUUUCAGACACCAUUUCCGGCCUGCAGCGGUCAGUCUCAGGACCUUUGACUUCCAUGGAGGAUGUGUUUGGAGGACACAAACCAGCGCUGGUGCCCACGCGCUCCUGCAGGCGUCUGUCAGAGCGGGUCGUGUCUCUGCUCUCCAACCUGACUCUUGGAAGAGGCCUGAUCCCCAUCGCCGAUGGCUUUUACAGAACAAACGGAAGCGAAAGUAUAGUAGGAGCCCUCACUCCUGCUCCACCUUCUGUAGCGCCAACCCUCAGUCCAUCAGCCAACAGCAUUCCUGCGCCAUUCUCUCCUGGAUGGGCGGCAAACACCCUCAUGGUGAAUGAAGACUACAGGUGGCUAUCAUACGUGCUGCUGCUUUUGGUGGAUCUGGUGGUGUGUUUCUUCAUUCUCCUGGGUUUAGCCAAACAGGCCCGCUGGCUACUUAUUCUGAUGACAGUGCUGGCCUGGCUGUCUCUGUUUAUGAGCUGGGGUUCUCUGGGUCUGGAAACACCCACUGUGGUGGCCCUGAGUGAUUUUUGCUUUGACCCAAACACAUUUGUGCUCAACUCCACUCACUUCAACUCUGGGACAAGCCCAGAAGUCCUGGAUUAUUACCUAACCUGCAGCAGGAAGAUGAGCAGUCCUUUCCAACAGAUACUGACCCAGUCCCAGAGAGCACUUUCCAGCAUCCACUCUCAUCUUUCCAGCCUGGAGAGAGAUGCUCUUCCACGCUUCCCAAAAGCAGAGAGGUCGCUCAGGGAGGUUCAGCAGAUCCUCAACACCACCGAGGGAAACUUCCAUCAGCUGGUGGCUCUUCUCAACUGUCGAGGCCUGAACAAGGAUUACGUGGACUCUCUGAAAGGCCUGUGUUAUGAUGGGAUGGAGGGGCUGCUCUAUCUGUCUCUCUACUCUUUUCUCUCCGCUUUGGGCUUCACUGCUAUUCUUUGCUCCCUCCCUGGAGCCUGGAGGAGCUUCCACAGUGAUUCAGAGGAUUAUGAAGACUCGGACAGUGAAAGCGAGGACCCCUUCACUUCUCAUCAGGCACGUAGACAGACGGCCACGGGCUCCCAGCGAGGGGCUUUGCCCCCCUUCUAUAGUUACCAGGGGGCCGCCUGGACUCCCCCCUUUUCUAGCGCACCUCCAUUACCGACUCCAAACGUUUCCUCCAAUGGCAACCCUGGUUAUGAGAAUCUGCCUUUGAGUGACAGACAGUCCCCACCCCCCUCUUACUCUCCCAGCAUGCUGACUGGCUACGGCGGCAGUCAAUCACACUCCAACCCCUCCCAUUCAAGAAACAUGUACUCGCACUAAUUAUUUUUCUGUAUAGUAGAAAAGAAAGCUAUAUAGCCAGCUUUAGUUUUCAUAUGGAUGGACACUUUAUGAGACGAGAGACUAAUUUAAAACAUUACAUGUUAAAUAUCCGUGCGUCAGUACCAUUGAGUCAUUUGGGUGUAACAGACUUACGAAAACCCCGUCACUUCCUCUCCCUCUAGUGUCGAUCUGUACAUAGCUGGUGGAAACAAGAUGGUAUUGACGUUAUAGUAGUGCUCUAUUUUUAAAUGUAUAACCACUUUAUUUUGGAGUUUUGAUAUUGUUAUAUGUAGUCACAGAAACAUAGUGGCGAUGGCACAAUUUCUUUGUAUGAUUAUACAGUUUUCUCUUCACCUUUCUUUUAUAAAUAUUUGACAGAACCCUAUUUUAUAAGUGGCGAUGCUGUACUACCUUGUAUACCCUCUGGUAUGAUUAUUUAUUUAUA
Molecule: messenger RNA, 2959 nt
Organism: Danio aesculapii
Lineage: Eukaryota; Metazoa; Chordata; Actinopteri; Cypriniformes; Danionidae
Gene: ttyh1
Product: tweety family member 1
Exons: 15
Coding region: 739-2514 (591 amino acids)
Cellular component (GO): smooth endoplasmic reticulum membrane; plasma membrane
Molecular function (GO): intracellularly calcium-gated chloride channel activity; volume-sensitive chloride channel activity
Source: RefSeq, a predicted model, not a curated record